Molecule: messenger RNA, 4026 nt
Organism: Cheilinus undulatus (humphead wrasse)
Lineage: Eukaryota; Metazoa; Chordata; Actinopteri; Labriformes; Labridae
Gene: nolc1
Product: nucleolar and coiled-body phosphoprotein 1
Exons: 14
Coding region: 32-3175 (1047 amino acids)
Cellular component (GO): nucleoplasm; nucleolus
Molecular function (GO): protein binding
Source: RefSeq, a predicted model, not a curated record
UUCCGUCCCUUCCAGAAAGAGCGUGGUGAAGAUGGCGGCGGAAAACUCAACGCCGAGUGAUCUUUACAAAUGCGUUUAUUCGUUUCUGCUGGAGAACAAGUUCUCCAAAGCGGCUCAGGAGUUUCUGAAGCAGACUAAAGUGACUCUUCAAGAUGAAAAUGAAGAGAGUCUGGUCAACAUCUACAACUUCUGGGUGAAAUCUCCUGAAGCCAAAAAACGAAAAGCACCGGCAGAUACGACUGAAGUUACAACAAAUGGUCCAAAAGCUAAGAAAGCAAAAACCACUGCAGAAAGCUCCAGCAGUGAGGAGUCGAGCAGUGAGGAUGAAGAAGCACAACCAACAAAAGCAACUCCAGCAGCAGCUCAGGCUGGUCCUGCCAAAGCAGCAGCAGCAGCGACUAAAGCUGCGUCCAGCAGCAGUGAAGACUCCAGUGACUCUGAGGAGGAGAAGGCACCUGCAAAGCCCCCAGCGAAGGCUCCUGUGAAGCCAGCUGCUGCUGCUCCUGCUGCAGGCAGCACGAGGAAGAAAGACAGCAGCUCCAGCAGUGAAGAGUCUGACUCUGAGGACGAGCAGCCCGCCAAAGCUCCUGCAGCAAAACCCAAGACAGCUCUAGUUGCAGCACCAAAAGCAGCCGCCCCCGUUAAAGCUGCAGCUCAGAAAAAACAAGAAAGCAGCAGCAGUGAAGACUCCUCUGAUUCUGAAGAUGAAGAACCAGCUAAGGCUCCAGUCAAACCUGCCCCAGUAAAGCCUGCAGCUGCUGCUGAGUCAAGCAGUGAGGACUCUUCAUCAGAAGAUGAGGCUCCACCAAGCAAAAAGCCCAAAGCAGGAGCAUACAGUGCAGUCCCUCCCCCUGCUUCAGUGCAGGUAGCUCCAGCUGCAGCCAGCAAGGCCAAAGAGGACAGCUCCUCUGACAGCAGUGAUGACAGCAGUGAUGAAGAAGAAGGGAAGAAAGGAGCAGGGAAAUCUGCACCAGUCAAGACCCCUGCUGCCAAACCUGAUGUUCCCAAACCAGCUGCAAAGAAAGCAGAAUCCAGUUCAGAUAGCUCAGAUUCAAGCUCAGAUGAAGAGGAGGCAAAGAAGCCUGCAGCCAAAGCAGCACCCACUAAACCUGCACCUGCCAAGACUGCACCAGCUAAAAAGGAUGACUCGGACUCAUCGAGUUCAGAGGAAGAAGAGGAAAAGAAGAAACCUGCAGCAAAGGUGACUCCUGCUAAAGCUGCUCCAGCUAAGCUUGUCGCAGCUAAAGAAGACUCCUCUGAGGAGGAGUCCAGUUCAGACGAGGAGGAGGAGGAGACAGCAAAGAAGCCCCCAGCUAAACCUGCACCUGCCAAGGCUGCCCCCGCUAAAAAAGACGAGUCUUCAAGCUCAGAUUCAGAUAGCUCUGAAGAUGAAGCUCCUGCAAAACCUGCAACUAAAGCUUCUGCUCCACCAGCGCCUGCUGCUGCUUCUAAACCAGCAGCAAAGGCAGCAGACAGCAGCUCUGACUCAGAAGACUCAUCUGAGGAGGAAGAAGAACCAGUGAAAGCCAAACCAGUGGCUAAACAAGCUCCCAAGCCUGCUACCCCUGUUACAAAGCCUCCUGCAGCAGCAGAGAGCAGCUCAGAUUCCGAUUCCUCCUCUGAGGAUGAGGAAGAUGCAGGUAAAGCAAAGCCAACUGCAGCUAAACCAGCUGCACCAGCCUCCAAGCCUGCAACACCUGCAGCAAAGCCUGCUGCUGCUGCUAAAGAGAGCAGCUCUGACUCUGCCUCUUCUUCUGAUGAGGAGGAACCAGUCAAAGCUAAACCUGCAGCAGCUAAGCCAGCGACACCAGCAGCCAAGCCUGCCACUCCUGCUGCAAAACCUGCUGCUGCUGCUAAAGAGAGCAGCUCAGACUCUGAUUCAUCUUCUGAAGAGGAGGAAGAGCCAGCCAAAGCAAAAGCUGUGGCAGCAAAACCUGCAACGCCAGCCUCAAAGCCUGCAACGCCUGCAGCAAAGCCUGCUGCAGCAGCUGAAAGCAGCUCAGACUCUGACUCUUCUUCUGAUGAGGAGGAACCGGUCAAAGCCAAACCUGCAGCAGCUAAGGCAGCGACACCAGCCUCAAAGCCAGCCACUCCUGCAGCAAAGCCUGCUGCAGCUGCAGAAAGUAGUUCUGACUCUGACUCCUCUUCUGAAGAUGAAGAUGAACCAGUGAAGGCUAAACCUGCAGCAGCUAAGCCUGCAACCCCGGCUUCAAAACCUGUAACUCCUGCAGCUAAACCUGCAGCAGUGGAGAGCUCAGACUCUGACAGUGACAGCUCUGACUCUGAGAAUGAGGCAGCCAAACCUGCAGCAAAGAAACAAACUUCUGCAGCGGCAAAGAAGCCUGCCCCUGCUGCCACAAAAGCUUCUGCAGACUCUAGUGAUGACAGCUCCAGUGAAGAGGAGGAGGAGGAACCCAAGAAGACAACACCAGCACCCAAGCCUGCCCCCAAAAAGGCAGCUGCAACAAAGAAAGCAGAGGAGAGCAGCUCAGACAGCACUGAUUCAGAGACAGAGACCAAGGGUACACCUGCUAAACCUGCAGCCACAAAUGGCAAGGCCACAACACCUAAAGCAGCCACCCCUGCAGCCAAGACCCCAGCCAAGCCGGCAGAAUCCUCAUCCAGUGACAGCAGCUCUGACGAGGAAGAAGAGGUCAGUAAAAGCGCUGCAAAACCUGCUGCAACAACCAAGACAACCCCAGCAGCUAAAGCUAAAGAGAGCAGCAGCUCUGAAGACAGUUCAUCCGAGGAAGAGGAAGCACCACGCAAAGCGGCCACAGCACCAACCACCCCCACAACAAAUGGUACCAAGGGCAAGAGAAAAAGAGAGAAAGAAUCAUCAGAAAGUGAAGAAGAAGAGACAGAAGACAAGACACCAAACAACAAAAAACCAUCAACCACACCACAGACGUUUCCUAAAGCCAAUAAGAAGACUUCCCACAUACCGUUUCGCAGGAUAAGAGAGGAUGAAGUAGAAGUGGACCCCAGACUUGCAGACAACUCUUUUGAAGCAAAGUUUGGAGCAAAUGGAGACUGGGGCCAGAAAGCUAACGACGUUCUCAAGUUCACAAAAGGAAAAUCAUUUCGCCAUGAGAAGACGAAGAAGAAGAGAGGAAGCUACCGCGGCGGAGCAAUCUCCACGACAGUCAACUCUAUAAAGUUUGAUAGUGACUGAGGAAUUUUUUCACCUGGACUGUGUGAUCAGGACUAUCAGACAUCACAUCAAACUCUCCCUGUAUCAUCAUCGUCUCCUCCCAGCAGAGCUCAGAGGAAUGUGACCCGCUGAGCUGAACUGAGCUGGCACUUACAUCUGAGUAGCUGCCCUUCUGUUGUCCUUAAACCUGAGGCGACAGUCUGUUUAGCUGUGGCUGCAGGGGUGAGCUCUUCCAGCUAUGAUUUCAAAUAUCAAUGUGACAGUAUCACUUAUAGCCACUAGGUGGCUGCCUGCCACCUGUUAAUGGUAAAAAUGAUGUUGGGCGCUUUUAUUUUCAUGGUUUUGACUCUGCUUACCUGUUCUUUAUUCUCAUAAUAGCAAUGCUUUUCUUUGUACCUUCCCUUUUUUCAUUUCUCUGUGUUUAUAUGACAGCCAGCCACCUUGACAGGUUCUUUAUUACGAGCCUAAAAAGGCAUUCUAAUUUUAUAGAUGACGUGGACUCUUGGUUUGUCUGGUCAUUAGUCAGUUUUCAUUUGGCUUCGUUUCAAUGUGCAGAUGGUGCUUACCUGGGUGUUUUCUCUUUUCACAACAAGACCAUUUAGAGGCUAGAGCUGAGUUUUAUACUGAGUAUUUAUUACGUUUUAUUCCAGUUCAACUUUACGGACCUUUAAAGCCAUCUUUAAAUCUUAGAAGUAGCUCUGACUUGAUCCUUUAAAACUGUAAUCCCUCCUUCAUCUGUUCAUCAGUGGUCUGUGAUUAAUUUUUCAGCAAUUUAACGGAGAGCCAUGUUUGUUUCAGUUAAAGAACUUUUGUGUACCUCUAUUUUUUAUUGUUAAUUCUUGUAGUGGUGAUUAAAAGCCUAACAAAUUAAA